This is a messenger RNA of Brassica napus (rape), 1275 nucleotides long. RefSeq lists its product as uncharacterized. Lineage: Eukaryota; Viridiplantae; Streptophyta; Magnoliopsida; Brassicales; Brassicaceae. The record is from RefSeq and is a predicted model, not a curated record. The transcript has a single exon. Bases 1 to 1275 code for a protein of 424 amino acids.
AUGAGAAGUGGAAAGCAACUGUCUGAGCCGGUAAAGAAGAGGUUCACUGCGGCUGAGAAGGGGAAACAGAAAGUGUCUGAACAACCACCAGCUGAUACCCCGGCAGCUGAGAAGGAGAGGGAACCAACAGUUGGAACCAAUUCGCCAGGACCAGAACAACCAGCUGAGGCUGUCCGCCCGAUCCCAGAGCCUGUUCAUGCUCGCGAAUACACUCCUAAAGUCCCUUACCCUGUUCCAGCAAAGGCUACUCGUAAGGACCGAGAGGAGAUGAAGUGCAGAAAGAUGUUGGAGGACCUAACCGUACGAAUCCCCUUGAUGGAUGCGAUCCAGAUGAUGCCCUCCAUGCGCAGCUUUAUGAAGGGAUUGAUCUCAGGAAAAAUAUCGGAGGACAGCGAAUUCAUGACUGUCUCUAAGGAGUGCAGCGCCGUGCUUCAGAACAAGCAGAUAAAGAAGCGAGGAGACCCUGGCAAGUUCGUCCUCUCUAUCCAGAUUGGGAAGACAGUUUUCUCAUGCUCCUUGGUUAAUCUGGGAUCCAGCGUAAACCUCAUGCCCUACUCUGUAGCACGACGUCAGGGAUAUACGCAUUUCAAACCAACUAAGAUGUCCUUGAUGUUCGUGGAUAGAUCAAUUAAGUCCUCGGUUGGUAUUCAAGAGGAUCUCCAAGUAAAAGUCGGGAACACCUCUGUUCCAGCAGACUUCGUAGUUAUAGAGCUGGAAGAGGAAUCCAAAGAUCCUCUCAUCUUAGGAAGACCGUUCCUAUGUACUGUUGGAGCCAUCAUUGAUGUGCGGCAAGGGAAAAUUGAUCUCAAUCUGGGGGACAUAGUCAUGCAGUUCGAGAUGGAUGAGCUGCUGAAGAAGCCGAUGCUGGAUGGACAGACCUUCGAGGUGGAUGAAGGGAUUGAUCCGCUGCAACCUCGCGACGGGAUGAUAGAGGAGAUUCUUACAGAAGAUCCACUUAAGCUUGCAGUAGUAAGAGCUGAGGCCGAGCAGAGUAUCGAGAACAUUGACGCAGACGGGUAUGAUAAGAUGCUUGACUCCGUAAGGAGUAUGGGACGAAUGGUGGCGAGUCUAAGUCUGGGGGAAGAAAGCAACAAGGACGAGAACACUCCAACUGGAGCGACCCCUUUACCAAACUCGCCUGUUCCGCCAAACCUACCUGAUAAUCCCUGGAGCGAGUUGAAGGCUCCCAAGGUUGAGCUAAAACCCCUUCCCAAGGGGCUCAGGUACGCUUUCUUAGGUCCGAAUUCCACUUACCCAGUCAUUGUGAACGCUUAA